AUGGCUGUUUACACAGGCGUGGGGGCCCCCAGUGUCGGCCAGUUCAUGCCAAACUGCUCCCCGCUUUGCUUUCCCUACCGGCACGGCGAGCGCGGCGUGCGAGGUGAACCGGACAAAGCCAUCAUCGAUGAUAUGUGGCUGGGGGUGACGGUGGCCAGCCAGCGGCAGCCGGCGGGGAGGGUGCUGGCUUGCGCUCACCGUUACACCAAGGUGCUGUGGUCGGGCAGCGAGGACCAGCGGCGUAUGGUGGGCAAGUGCUACGUGCGGGGCAACGACCUGCGCCUCAACAUCAGCGACGAGUGGCAGACCUACCACAACGAGAUGUGCAACUCCAACACGGACGCCGACGAGACCGGCAUGUGCCAAAUGGGCACCAGCGCCGGCUUCACCGCCAACAUCAUCUAUUUCGGGGCGCCCGGUGCCUAUAACUGGCAAGGUACCGACUACAUGCUGCAGCGGGAGAUGUGGGACCUGCACGACUUCUCCUACCCCAACAAGAGGAGCGGCAAUACCUAUAUAGCCCUGGAGUACACGCUGGAGGCUGACAAGGACCGGCACCCCCCCAGGGUCAGGUUUUUGGGCACCCACUCUGCCACCUACCGCGGCGUCUUCCCCAUGCCCGAAACCCGCUGUGAAUCCAAGGAGCUCCUGCUGCUGGACAACAUCCGAGACAAGCUGCACCCCAUCGUGCUCUCCAUGAACUACUCGCUGGUGGAGAAGCCCAGGACCUUUCAGCUGGGCCCCCACUCCCUCGAUGCUUUCCCUGUCCUCAACCAGGACCAGUCCCACGAGAAUGAGACCAAGAUCGAGUUCCAGAAGGAAUGCGGCUCCGAUAACAAGUGCUACAGCAACCUCCAGCUCCAGAGCAGCUUUGUCACUGACCAGAACCAGCCCCUGCCCAGGUUGAACGGUACCCAGGUGUUGCAGUACAGCCGGGACAUGCGGAAGCUCUACCUGAGCAUCAACAUCACCAACGUGCCCACCACCCCCUCCAACGGCGAGGAUGCCCACGAGGCGCUCCUCAACGUCACCGUGCCGGCCAGCCUGCUGCCGUCCUCCGUCCGCCCGAGCGGAGCGUGUACCAUUGCAGAGACGGUGCUGUGCGAACUGGGCAACCCUUUUAAGAGGAACCAGAGGGCAGAGCUGAUCAUCACCUUCGAGGCCAUUAGGAUCAUGCUGGAUACACGGGAGAUCUUGGUGUGGCUGGACCUGUCCACGCAAAGCACCCAGGAGGACCUGCAGCCCGUGCUGGCCAAGUUGCUGGUGGACUACAGCAUCCAGUCCUCGCUGACCAUAGUCUCCUCCCAUGCCCAGUCACACUUCAGCGGGACGGUGGUGGGCGAGUCGGCCAUGCGGAGAGAGCAGGACGUGGGCAGCCCCCUCGCCUUUGAUUUCCAGGUGACCACCAAGAACGAGUCACUGGGCACCCUGGGCACCAUCCUGCUGGGCUUCGAGUGGCCCUACGAGAUCCCCAAUGGCAAAUGGCUCCUCUAUCCCACCGAGAUCCUCGUCAACAGCAAUGAAACCUGCCAGCCCCCCGGGGGGGUCAUUAACCCCCUCAACCUCACCCUGCUGGAGGACCAGGUUCCAUCCCGGCAGAGACGGGAGCUGGAGGCCCCUGAGCCAGCAGAGCCCCCCGUCAUCCUGGCCACCGCCAAAAAAGCUAAGUCGGAGGUGGUGCUGAGCUGCUCCAAGGGCACCGCUCGCUGCAUCUGGUUCGAGUGCCCCCUCCUUCACACCCAGGACUCCACCACCUUCAGCAUCCGUGCCCGGGUGUGGAACAGCACCUUCAUCGAGGAGUACAGUGACUUUGACCGGGUGAAGGUGGAUGGCACGGCCACACUCUUCCUCCGGACUCACAUCCCCACCAUCAACAUGAAGAACCACACGGUGCGGUUCUCCGUGGACGUGGACUCGGAGCUGACGGAGGAGCAGCCGGCCGAGAUCGCGCUGUGGCUGGUGCUGGUGUCGGUGGCGGCCGGGUUGCUGCUACUGGGGCUGAUCAUCCUCCUCCUCUGGAAGUGCGGUUUCUUCCGACGGGCCAACACGCGGGCCAUGUACGAAGCCAAGGGGCAGAAGGCAGAGAUGAGAAUCCAGCCGUCGGAAACCAAGCGGCUGACGGAUGACUACUAA
Molecule: messenger RNA, 2133 nt
Organism: Haliaeetus leucocephalus (bald eagle)
Lineage: Eukaryota; Metazoa; Chordata; Aves; Accipitriformes; Accipitridae
Gene: ITGA3
Product: integrin, alpha 3 (antigen CD49C, alpha 3 subunit of VLA-3 receptor)
Exons: 18
Coding region: 1-2133 (710 amino acids)
Biological process (GO): cell adhesion mediated by integrin; leukocyte migration; cell-matrix adhesion
Cellular component (GO): external side of plasma membrane; integrin complex
Molecular function (GO): integrin binding
Source: RefSeq, a predicted model, not a curated record